AUGGCUUAUUUCGGAAAUAAUCCAUAGCGUGGAGAAUUACAAGAGCUUUAUGCUGAUUUAAAUGACUUGAAUUUUGAAAAGAAGAAAGAAGUAAUGAUUAACAACAAUAGUGUAGGCUGUUAAGAAGGUGAUUGCUUAUAUGACAGUGGGCAAAGACGUAUCAGAUCUAUUUCAAUCUGUUAUAAAGUGUUUAGAAUUUAAUGACAUAGAGAUGAAAAAAUUAGUAAUGAUAUAUUAUUAUUAUUCUUUAGAUUUAUUUAUAUAUUGUUAACUAUUCUAGAUAAAAGCCAGACGAUGCUAUAAUGGUGAUACAAAAUUUUAGAAAAGAUGUCAGAAAAUCAGAGAAUCCUUUGGUAAGAGCACUAGCCAUAAGGACUUUUGGGUGCUUACGAGUACCAAAACUUAAUGAAUAUUUAAUAGAGCCUCUUAAAGAUUGUAUAUAAGAUGAUGAUCCUUAUGUUCGUAAAACUGCAGUUUUGUGUGUUCCAAAAGUAGAUAGUAAUUUGAUUACUUUAGGUAUAUGAAGUGUCUCCUGAAAUAUGUCCUCCUCUAUUGGAAUUACUUUAGAAAUUAUUAGAGAAGGAAUCAAAUGCUUUAGUUUUAGCUAAUUUGAUUUAAUCAAUGAGAGAAAUUGAGGUUGUUAGUGGCAAAUAAAUUAUCAUUUUGAAUUAGAAGAUUAUUUAAAAGUUGUUAUUAGCUGUUGAUGAAUGUAUAGAAUGGGGAUAAAUAUUUAUUUUGGAUUAUUUAGCCACUUAUAAUCCAUAAGAUUCAAAAUAAGCUGAAAUAAUUAUUGAAAGAACACUACCAAGAUUGAGUCAUAUAAAUCCAACUGUUACAUUCUGUGCUGUUAAGGUUAUACUCAAAUAUUUGGAUUUCUUAGAUAAUGGAGAUCUAGUUAAAAAUCUAUGUAAGAAAGUGGCACCUUCAUUAAUUUCUUUGUUAUCUUGGAAUCAACCAGAAGUAUAAUACACAAUUCUAAGAAACAUCUCUUUGAUUUUGUAGAAGUUUCCAAUCUUAUUUGAAAAUGAUGUUAAAGUGUUUUUCUGUUCUUUUAAUGAACCUUACUAUAUCAAAUAUGAAAAAUUAGAUAUUAUGGUUAGAAUUUGUGAUUCCAAAAACUUUGGACAAGUUCUUAAUGAACUUCUCAUAUAUUUAAAUGAAGCUGAUCCUCAUUUUGUUAGAAAGACUAUUAAAUCUAUUGGAAAAAUUGCUAUCACUUAUGACAAAGCAUUAGAUAAGUAAAAUAAUACUCUAAAAUUAUAGAGCAGUCUCUAUUUUAGUAGAAUUUGCUAAAAAUAUUCAAUAACCAACAGAACCAGUCUAAGAAUUACUUAUAUAAAUGCAGCUUAUUUAUAAAAAAAACAAAUAAAUGUAUAAACAUGAAGAGAGUCUAAAAAUCAUAUAUUCUAUUAUUGAUUAUGCAAAUGAACCAGAAUCAAAAGUAAUAAUGUUGUUUAUUGAUAAUAUAGAGUGCAUGUGCAUGGAUAGUAGGAGAAUUUGGUGAAUUUAUACCUAAAUCAGUAGAAAAAAUGAAAGAAUAUAUUGAUAAUUUUUAAAUGGAAGACAGAUUAGUUUAACUUUAAUUACUUACAUCUGCUGUCUAAUUAUAUCUCAAAUAUCCAUCAUAAUGUUCUAUUCUAAUAUAAUAAUUGAUCACUUCAGCCAAAGAUUCAUUUAAUCCUGAUGUUAGAGAUAGAACCUAUAUAUAUUGGAGAUUAUUAUCAACAGAUCCUGAAAUUGUUAAGAACUUAGUUUGCUUUAAUAGUGGAACCUUCUCCAAUUUUUCAAAGGAUCUACGCUUAUGGGAAACAUAAGAUUUAGUUUUGGCUUUGGAGAAUAUGGGUAACAUCAGCAAUCUAUUUCAUAAAUUACCACAUUAAUUAUAUAAAAAUAUCAAAAUUAAAGUCAAGUAUAUAUUUAUUUAUUUAAAUUUUAAAGCAAUUAAUAGGAAGUUAAAAUUUAUAAAGGAGAUGAAAAACCAGAAAGUUAAGUUAAAGAAUAAUAAGAUGAAAAUUAGCAAAAUAUCUAAAAGGAGUAAUAAUAACAAUAAGAUAUUGAUCUUUUAAAUUUUGAUGAUCCUCCUGUUAAUAAUAAUAAUAAUAAUAAUAAAAGUAAUAAGACAGAUGUAUUUGAGCUUAUUUGA
Messenger RNA from Paramecium pentaurelia, 2143 nucleotides. The record is from the annotation of a GenBank genome assembly. Lineage: Eukaryota; Ciliophora; Oligohymenophorea; Peniculida; Parameciidae.